AUGACUCCGGGUCAGUCCUCCACCGGCACCCUACUUGUCGGCUGUGACGGCGUCAGGUCCACCGUUCGCUCCGAAAUGUGGCGCCUCGGCAACGUCCAAUAUCCGGGCUACUUCGGCUCAGGCGGACUCUCCGAGGUGCGCGCCCGUUGGUGCACCCUGUUUGGUAUCUCGGCCAUCGACACCGUGCCCCGCAGCGCCAACAUGACCAUGAAUCAGGACUUUGCCUGCAACCUGAUGUCGCGCGGGGGCUACGCCUAUCUUGUGCUGCAUAUGCCGCUGCCUAAGACACUUGAUGGCGACGACAUCCAACCGUACGACGCCAACGCGCCGGAGGAGGUGGCCAGAAAGCACUGGGACGAUCUGCUCCGCGAGGGCGUCACCUUUUCCGACGUGUACGCCAAGUUGACGCGCAAGAUGCUAGGGCUCUGCCAGGAGUACGUCCUGCAGAAGUGGCACUUUGGCCGCGUCAUGCUGCUCGGCGACGCCGUGCACAAGAACUAUCCGGCCACUGGCCAGGGCGCCAUGCCCUGUCUCGAAGAAAACGCCGCGUCGCCGGCGUCGGCGCCGUUGCCCUGCCCGCAACUCAAGCGCGCCGGCUUUGAGGCCCUCUCCGCCGAGACGCAGCGCCGCCGUGCCAAGUGUUCCAAAGCCACCUCACAGGAGCCGUUCCUUGUCAUCAGCCUGUACGCGUGGCGCAACCCGGGGUUCAGACUCAUGUUGCGGUAUUUGCUGCCGCUGAUCAUGCCCGAUUUCAUCAUGGGCAUCUUCAUGGACACGAUGCGGCCAGCGCCAUGUCUGCCGCACGAGUAUGCAAAUGCGCUGGCGGGCAAAAUGAAUGCGCUGGUGGGCUUUGACGACGAAGAUCGGGGGCCCAAGGUGCCUCUGGCAGGGAAGGCGCUACAGAGUAUCACCUGCCUGGUGCUCGUCAAUCUAACAUGA
Colletotrichum spaethianum is the source of this 939-nucleotide messenger RNA. RefSeq names its product FAD-dependent monooxygenase asqG. Gene Ontology annotation, molecular function: FAD binding. Bases 1 to 939 code for a protein of 312 amino acids. Lineage: Eukaryota; Fungi; Ascomycota; Sordariomycetes; Glomerellales; Glomerellaceae. The transcript is spliced from 2 exons. The record is from RefSeq and is a predicted model, not a curated record.